Messenger RNA from Ostreococcus lucimarinus CCE9901, 1866 nucleotides. RefSeq lists its product with no specific name. The coding region runs from base 142 to 1866 and encodes 574 amino acids. NCBI's taxonomy places the organism in Eukaryota, Viridiplantae, Chlorophyta, Mamiellophyceae, Mamiellales, Bathycoccaceae. The transcript has a single exon. The record is from RefSeq and is a predicted model, not a curated record.
CCGCACUCCCGCGCGCGCGUCGCACGCGCCCGCCCGCACGCGCGUAAACGCGCCCGCACGCGCGCACGCGGCGCGCACGCGCGCGUGAACGCGCGCGCACGCGCGACGCGCGCGACCGAAGCCUCGACGAUUGACGCCGCGAUGGGUUCGAGCGACGACGCAAAGUCGCGCGAUGCGCGCGAACGCACGAACAACUUCAUCCGAAUCCAACACUCGGCGCACAUCCCGGUCGGCAUGAACUUUUUGCGCGACGCCGCGCUGGAGAUGAUUCCCGAGGGCGAUCGAGGCGCGGUCGGGGACGUGAUUCGCAUGGUUCGGAGCUUGUUUCACUACGGCGCCAUGGAAAAACGGGAUCGAGUGAAGAAGGAUUUCGCGCUGGCGAACGUCAAGGUGGGCGAAGAAAAAAGCGUGGGAUACGAUGGCGCGCGAUUGAACCCCACGGCGUUCGAGGCGGCGAGCGUGGAUUUUGUGGGGCAGUUUUGUACGAUGAUGGCGGACGCCGAGUACACGUUGUUGACGCAAAAGGAAUGGGAGUUGGCGAGCGCGGAGGACUUUUUGUUCACGCUACCCGUGCACGUAGAUUGGUCCUGUCACGAUAAAGCGUUGCUGAAGACGUUUUUGAGCAAGAAUCCGGCGCUCGCCGCUGGGUUGUCGCAGUUUAGCGAAAGAGCGUUGGUGUUCAAGCGAGGCACGGGCCUCGCCAAGGCGAAGGGGUUGUUCAUCAUGCAAAAGAUUGAGAUGCUUCUCAGCAUGCUCAUCAAAGAACCACUGUUGGCAAUUCUCGGGCAGAAGCAACCGGUUUUCGUGAACGCGAAUUCGAGCGAUUCGAAGAAGACGUUUGGAGACGGGAAGACGGUGGAGGACAGAAACGCAUCUGUGAUAGAACGUCUGACGCUGCGAAGGUUGAUGCCGAACAUCUUCGUCCUCUUUCGCAAAUUAUUCUCGACGUUAGAAAUUCAAGAGCCAACUUUCAAAGAAGUCGUGCUGCUCUAUCGCAUGGCGAGACCGCUCGACGACGAUGCAGCGGGACCUUCUGGAUGCGGCCCGCUCAUCAUCAAGUCGUACGUCGACAUUCCUAUGGCUGACCUCGAGAUGAUUUUCCCGGAGAAGACGGUCUCGGUCAAGCUCCAAGAAAUGAUCCAGAACGGAAUUGCCAUCGUUGUCGCCAUCGGCACUUUGCUGUGGGCGUUUGUUACCGGUGAGAUUUGGACGAAGAAGAUGCAAACGCUCCUCAUCGCGUGCGCCGGUAAGCUCGGGCAGUCGUACACCGCCAUCAACGUCGCCAGGACGCGAUACUCCGGCAUGAUGGCAAAGGAUCUUAUUCAAAAGAGCAGGAACGCACAAGAAGGGAUGUUGAUGCACCUUUUGGAAUCUAUGGAGGAUCAAGAGAUCAAGGAAAUGAUGCUCGCCUUUGUGAUUCUCACCGUCAGAGGUAAGAGCAUGACAUUGAAGGAAAUCGACAUCGAAUGCGAAGAUUUCUUGCGGAAUGUGUUCGGUGUCGAUUGUGACUUUGACAUCGAAGGUAGUAUGAUCAAGCUCCUUCGCGAGGGUCUCGUGGAACAACGCGCGGGCGUCCUGUACGCCGCGACGCCGCUCAAAACGGCGCUCGCGCUUUUGGACAACAAGUGGGACAACAUCUUCGACUACAACGUGGAUGCGGUCGACGGCGGCCGCGAAGAUGCGCUCGCAAGGUACGCCAACUUACACCCCGACACCGUCGAGGCCAGUCUCCGCGAUGCGCUCAAUUCCACCGAUAAAGAGCGCGCCAAGGUGGUGAACGACUUGAAGGCGCAAAACGACGUCCUCACCAAGGAAGUCGGCGAGCUGAGCAACAGCCUCAAAGGUUUCAAUUGGCGCUACUCGUAG